AUCCCAUCGUCGUAUGAAAGAAACUGCGAAUUCGACCAACGGAACCCCAGAAGAGAAAGAUGGUGGCGAUAUCAAUGUACAGAGGCAACCUUCACAAAGUUCCCGACGUACCUCGCCGGUGGACAAUGCCGGAUCGUAAUCUAUCCUACAAGCAAUUCAAAUCUCUCUUUCGUCGCCGUAAACGAGCUCUUUCUCAUCUCUCCCUUAACUCUAAACCUAACCCUAACCUGAGCCUCAGUGUCAAGACUGAGUUGGUUACCGAUCGGAACGAUACGAUUUCGUCUGGGAAACAGAAGCUUGUUGAGGUGAAGACAGAGGGGAUUGAUGGGAACCGGGUUAGUGAAGGCGAGAAUGGCAGAUUUGAAGGAUCGUCUCGGGAGAGUGAUCGAGGCAAAUGAAACAGCUGAAGAAGUACCCAGGCAAGUAGAUAAAGAACAGAAGGAAGUAGAGGAUAGAUUACGAGUUUUGAAUGCAAAGAAACACAAUCUUGUCCAAUUGCUUAAGCAGAUUUUGAAUGCUGAGGAAGAAUUGAAAAGGCGCAGCAGCGUUACACAGCAAAGGGGAACAACAGCGUCACCUUCCUCCCUUCCACUCCUUGUAGAUGUCUCUAAUGACUCAGGAGGUAAUGCCGGUACUCACAUGGAAGGUGGAGAAACUGAUGAUGCUGAGAAUCAUAAUAAUGCUCAAACUCGCACUGUGCUUCGACUCUGUGGUGCUUCUUCAUCAUCUGAAUCUCCCCCCAGAAGAGCAGCAGCCUUUUCGCAACACAAUAUGGCUCUGCAUCCUUCUCGAUGGAGCCCACGCGUGGUUCCGUCUCAGCCCAGAAAUCCGAGUACUGCAGGAGUCACUGUUUCUGCAUCUGGAAAGAACUACAUUGCUUCAUCUCCUUCACCAGUUGGUUCUGGUGGCACUUCUGUUUUCAGAGAAACACGACUACAGAGUCCAUGGAAUUAGCCUAUGUCGCUGCACUAACUUCUUCCCUUCUCUAGAUGUGCAAAUGGAAACUAAAUACAUUUAUGUAAAAAGUAUGUCAAAAAUACAUUUAUUUCGAAAAAGAAAAAAAAACUGUUAGAGAAUGCAAUUCUGUAAUUUAAAUAUCUUUUCUCUGCAGAGAUUUGUAAAUUGCGACAAACAUUAAAAAGUAAAGAUCACUCCAGGAUAUGUAAUAAAUCAGGAACAGAGAAAUAA
Molecule: messenger RNA, 1188 nt
Organism: Brassica napus (rape)
Lineage: Eukaryota; Viridiplantae; Streptophyta; Magnoliopsida; Brassicales; Brassicaceae
Exons: 4
Coding region: 325-954 (209 amino acids)
Cellular component (GO): chloroplast
Source: RefSeq, a predicted model, not a curated record